AUGGCGGCUUGUGCUCCAGUUAUUGGAGUGGUUGUUGUACCUGAAUGUCCUCCUGAGGUGAAGCCUGUAGUAGGUCAGAAAUUCCAAUCAUUGGAUUUUGCUUUCGCUUUCUACGACGUGUAUGCCCGCGCAGUUGGCUUUGAUACGCGGAAACAAGCUAUGAGGAAGGUUGAAGAUGUCACCAUCUGGUAUCAAGUUGUAUGCAAUAGGGAAGGAAGGAAGAAGGGCGAAGCGGAUGACCAGUUGAAUGCCCGUUCUGGUUUCACAAUCAAGCGUAGGAAGUUAUCUAAGCGGAGUUCAAUGAACCAUCCUAUGGUUGAGACGGAACAUCAGAGAUUCAUGUCAAGUAAUCGCAAGUUGGAUGAUGUACAUCACAAAUUUAUUCUAGACUGUUCAAGGGCGAAUAUAGGACCCACGCUUACAUUUAAGGUAUUGAAGGAGAUUCUCGGUGGGUUUGACCUGGCUGGUUGCACUGUUGGGGACAUCAGGAAUGCCUCACGGGACAUCAAAGCAUAUGCACAAGGAUUUGAUGUACAAAUGGUGUUGGAUGACAUGGCUAGGAAGAAGGAGAUGUCCGAGGCUUUCACCUAUCACUACGAAGUUAACGAAUCUGACCAGUUGGUUGCUCUGUUUUGGUGCGAUGGUGUGAUGAAGAGAAAUUACCACAUGUUUGGUGACAUUGUGUCCUUCGACUCCACGUACAACACAAAUAGGUACUGUAUGAUCUUCACGCCUUUCACUAGAAAGGAUAAUCAUGGUAGUCCUGUGACAUUUGCGGCCGGGUUGGUGUGUAGCGAGAAAACAGGGGCAUUUGCUUGGCUGUUCAGACAUUUUAUACAUUGUAUGGGUGUAGCACCCAGGAUGAUUGUGACAGAUCAAGAUUUGGGUAUGCGAUCAGCUAUUGAAGAGGUCCUAGUCGGCACACGUCACCGUUGGUGUAUGUGGCAUAUAAUGCAUAAAUUGGCAGUCAAGGUACCAAACAGAUUAUUGCGGGAUGACGAUUUCAAAAAGGAGUUUAACGCUUGUGUGUGGUCGGACCUGUUAGAGCCGGACGAAUUCGAGGAGGAGUGGAAUAGAUUGGUCAAACAUCAUCAGCUUGAGGACAUCGACUGGUUCAACACACUGUACGCAUAUAGGAAGUACUGGAUACCGGCGUACUUUAGGGAUUUUCCUAUGGGUUCCAUGAUUCGGACUACGUCCAUAUCUGAAUCAGAGAACAGUUUCUACAAAAAUUUUCUGAAGCCCCGAGCAAACAUAGCCGAAUUCUACCUGAAUUUCAACCACGCCAUUGAAUUCCAGCGGAACAGUAGAACAGCUUUGGACUACCACGAUGCCACUUCCAUACCCAUACUCGCAACUACUCUGCCGUUCGAGAAACAUGGUUCCACUUUGUUUACCGACAGUAUGUUCAGGAAAAUACAAGAAGAAAUUGUGGAAGGUAAUGACAGAUGUCGUGUGCUGAGUUUUAUGUCAGGAGAAACUGUUGACACAUACAAUCUUGGCGAUAGCAAGCGCAAUGCAUAUUCUGUUCGUCAUGACAAGACGGAUGAUUCUUACUCGUGUGAAUGCAAGCUUUUUGGUCGGCAUGGUUAUUUGUGUAGUCAUAUUUUUUUCUUGUUUCGGAACAAUGUGGUGAAAAAAAUCCCGGAUAAAUACUGUGAAAGCCGAUGGAUGAAGACUCCCUUAGCCAAGGCUGUACACGGGGAGUUUCAGGAUCGCUUGCUGACCUACUCAUCCUCUGACAAUAGGCAAACUGUGUCAAAGCAAGCGAUUUCGAUGUUUUAUGGUUUUCUUAGACAGUUUGAGACCGACGUCGAUGCCUUACGUGCAUUUGUUGCUGGCGUCGAAGACCUUGGCAACUCUAUUCAAACUGGUACUUCGGUAACCUCAGUCGCUGAGAAGAGGCGUAUGGUUGAAGAGUUUUACGGCAUGGUAAGGCCUGAAACUGUUGCAGUGCAUCCUCCCGAUGUCGUGAAGACGAAAGGUUACGCCAGCAGCUCGGCUAGCUGUCUGAUUUCAAAGAGAGAGAAGGCUAUAAAGGAUACGACUAGGCCUCCUAGACGGUGUAAGGGUUGCGAUGAGGUGGGUCAUCACGACUCCAGGAACUGUCCUGUGCUUAAAGAGAUGAGGACGGAGAAAGUUGCCCGCAAGGGGAAAAAUCCAGCUUGA
Salvia splendens (bonfire salvia) is the source of this 2169-nucleotide messenger RNA. RefSeq names its product protein FAR1-RELATED SEQUENCE 5-like. The coding region runs from base 1 to 2169 and encodes 722 amino acids. NCBI's taxonomy places the organism in Eukaryota, Viridiplantae, Streptophyta, Magnoliopsida, Lamiales, Lamiaceae. The transcript is spliced from 4 exons. Gene Ontology annotation, molecular function: zinc ion binding. The record is from RefSeq and is a predicted model, not a curated record.